UUAUUCUUUUCUAAAAAUAGAUUAAAAAGAAAAAUUGAAAUUGAGGUAGAGAAGAAGACAUCAUGGGAAGAAGCUGUCAUGGAGAUGAAACAUGGGAAGAACAGAACCAAAUCCAAGAACAAGAAGACGAAGAAGCUUUAUCUUUCUGUGACCUUCCUCUAAAAGAAACGCAGCCGCCUUUGAAUCUAAAUGAAACCCCGAUCAGAUCCUCCGCCGCCGUCCAAUCGGAGGACUUUGAUUUCAACCACUGCCCUCCGCCACUGCCGCAGCCCAUGUGCGCCGCCGAUGAGGUCUUCUUUCAAGGCCAUAUCCUCCCUCUUCGUCACUCUUUCAGCUCUGAAAAUUCCCACAAUAACCCCUUCUUUCCUAGAAAUUCCUCCACCAGGUCGGAGUCUUCGGAUAUGUUAAGGUUUAGAAAUGGAAGCACCAGCAGCAGUAGCAGUAGAAGCCAUUAUUCCCGAUCAUCAAGUCUUAGUAAUAAUUCCAUUUCAAUUCCGACGAAUUCCAAGCCAAGACCACACAACAACGUUUUCCACUCUCAUCCUAGUCCGACGCCCCAAAUCAGAUCCCAUUCAACUUCCGGCCGCCGAAGCCGGAGUUCAUCCCGGUGGGACUUUUUCCGGCUGGGUCUUCUCCGAACGCCGGGAAUGGAACUUCACGACCUCAAAACUCGCACUAACUCCUCCUCCUCCGCCACCGCCGCCGCCACCCCGGCGGCGCAUACAACAGCUGGCUCGUUUCUGGGUGUGGUGAGCUGCAAAAAAUCAGUGGAUACAGUAGCGGCGGCGGGGAAGAAGAAAAGGAGUGAAAAUGGAAAGGAAAAUGAAAAGGAAAGGGGAACGAGGGUGUCACAUCGUCGAACAUUUGAAUGGGUAAAGCAGCUCUCGCAUGCAAGCUCUGGUGACGAACAAUAAUCAUUCAUUCCCCACUUUCCUUUUCAAUUUCACUUUUCUAACUUUGGUGUUUUCAUUCAUUUUUUACUUACAAGUCAAGAAGAUAUCUCCAUCAAAGAUUAUUCAUGUAAAGAGUUCAUGGUGUUGUUUAACAAAUGCAUAGAUCAAUGAUGAAUUGAAUGAUGCUAUGAUGGUUUAUGAUGAGGGAAAUAGCUAUGAAUGGGAUUGUUAUG
Molecule: messenger RNA, 1126 nt
Organism: Cucurbita moschata (crookneck pumpkin)
Lineage: Eukaryota; Viridiplantae; Streptophyta; Magnoliopsida; Cucurbitales; Cucurbitaceae
Product: probable membrane-associated kinase regulator 1
Exons: 3
Coding region: 63-914 (283 amino acids)
Source: RefSeq, a predicted model, not a curated record